AUUCUCGCUUUCAGGAUUUUCAGCUCUAUAUUUAGUAUUUAAACAGUGCGAAACCGUUCCCAGAAGCAUUCUUCACUCGUUAACGCAACACGCAUCAAACAAAAUCCCCGACAGCAAUCAUGAAGUGCAUCGCAGCUGUAGUCAUGAUGGCCCUUGCCCUCGCCCUUACUGAAGGAUCUGCUGUCCCUCUGGCAUACUCCGUUCCUCUUGCAUAUUCUGCACCUCUGACAUUAUCGGCUCCACACACCACCGUUGUCCAGCAGAAUUUGGGAGCCCCUGUUCUCCACGCCGCUCCAUGGGCUCAUGCUGCUCCUGCCGUCAGCUAUGCCGCCUACGCUUCCAUCAUCCCAACUGCUUACGUUCAUCAUCAGCCAGCCGUUGCCGUGAUCGCCCAGAAGGAAGCCCGCUAUCUGGCCGCUAACCGUGGAGCCAUCCAUGAUGCUCCACUCGCCGGACACGCCAUCUCCCAGCAAUCGCUGAAUCUGGCCCCAGCCCCAGGAACGCUGUAAACUGUGAGCUGCGCAGACAGUUUACAUGUACAUACC
Messenger RNA from Toxorhynchites rutilus septentrionalis, 545 nucleotides. Its product is annotated as adult cuticle protein 1-like. The transcript has 2 exons. The record is from RefSeq and is a predicted model, not a curated record. The coding region runs from base 120 to 509 and encodes 129 amino acids. NCBI's taxonomy places the organism in Eukaryota, Metazoa, Arthropoda, Insecta, Diptera, Culicidae.